Pelecanus crispus (Dalmatian pelican) is the source of this 384-nucleotide messenger RNA. The record is from RefSeq and is a predicted model, not a curated record. Lineage: Eukaryota; Metazoa; Chordata; Aves; Pelecaniformes; Pelecanidae.
AUGGGUUGUGUGGAUCUGAAAGCACAGAUGGGCCUGGCGUGUACUCACGCCUCUGGUCUGAUUAUCGGUGGCGUUGAUGAUGAAUGGGGUCAGACCUGCCGUGGGCAUCAAGGUGAUGGUAACCCGCACAGAAAGGAGCCUUUCUCUGCGGAAUAUGAAAACCAAUGUACUGCAGAAGCCAAGUUUGUAAAACAGUUGGAUCAGUGUGAGAUGAUACUGCAAGCAUUUGAGUACGAAGAGUUGGAAAACACACCUGGCAGGCUGCAGGAUUUUUACGAUUCAACUGCUGGAAAGUUUGUUCACCCAGAAAUACUGCAGCUUGUAUCUCUGAUUAACACAGAAAGGAAUAAAAAAAUAGCUGCUACAUCUCAUCCACAUUCCUGA